Molecule: messenger RNA, 2341 nt
Organism: Hippocampus comes (tiger tail seahorse)
Lineage: Eukaryota; Metazoa; Chordata; Actinopteri; Syngnathiformes; Syngnathidae
Product: serine/threonine-protein phosphatase 2B catalytic subunit alpha isoform-like
Exons: 14
Coding region: 219-1754 (511 amino acids)
Biological process (GO): calcineurin-mediated signaling
Molecular function (GO): calmodulin-dependent protein phosphatase activity
Source: RefSeq, a predicted model, not a curated record
CGCUCCUCAGCGAGGCAAUACCCCAUUUUCCAAAGGAGGAGGAGGCGGUGGGUGGUUUGCAAUGUACGGGCUCCGUGUACGCGCACUACUCCUAGCGGUGGUUCGCCGUCACUGAAUAAUACCCUCCAGAGUCACCCACGGAGUGAUAGAGGGAGACACAAGCCAGCGAGUGUCGGAGAUGAGCGUCUUGUUCCAAUGAAACGACUAGCAGUGUGACGAUGACAGCGAAAGGCAGACAUAAAGCGGUCCCCUUCCCUCUGGCCCAUCGGCUGACCAUGAAGGAAGUGUUCGACGCUGAGGGCCGACCGAGGGUGGACCUGCUCAAAGCUCACCUCACCAAGGAGGGCCGGCUGGAGGAGGCGGUGGCCCUGCGCAUCAUCGAUGAAGGCGCCGCCAUCCUACGCCAAGAGCGCACCAUGUUGGACAUUGAGGCUCCAGUAACAGUGUGCGGAGAUAUCCACGGCCAGUUCUUCGACCUGAUGAAGUUGUUUGAAGUGGGAGGUUCACCUGCCAACACGCGCUACCUCUUCCUGGGGGACUAUGUGGACAGGGGCUAUUUCAGUAUCGAGUGUGUGCUGUACUUGUGGUCACUGAAAAUCCUCUACCCAAAGACACUCUUUCUUCUACGGGGAAAUCAUGAAUGUAGACAUCUGACGGAAUAUUUCACCUUCAAACAAGAAUGUAAGAUUAAGUAUUCGGAGCAGGUGUAUGACUCCUGCAUGGAGGCGUUUGAUUGCCUGCCCCUGGCAGCUCUGAUGAACCAGCAGUUUCUCUGCGUGCACGGGGGCCUUUCACCAGAGAUCCACACACUGGAUGACAUCAAAAAGUUGGACCGAUUCAAGGAGCCUCCGGCGUUUGGGCCCAUGUGUGACUUGUUGUGGGCAGACCCACUUGAAGAUUUUGGCAAUGAGAAGACCCAAGAGUACUUUGGACACAAUACAGUCAGAGGCUGCUCCUAUUUCUAUAGUUACCCGGCAGUGUGUGAGUUUUUACAGACCAACAACUUGCUUUCUAUCAUAAGAGCACAUGAAGCACAGGAUGCUGGGUACCGUAUGUACAGAAAGAGUCAGACAACGGGGUUUCCUUCACUCAUCACCAUCUUCUCUGCUCCAAACUACCUGGAUGUCUAUAAUAACAAAGCGGCGGUACUCAAAUAUGAGAACAACGUAAUGAACAUCCGUCAGUUCAACUGCUCACCUCACCCGUACUGGCUGCCUAACUUCAUGGACGUCUUUACCUGGUCUCUGCCUUUUGUGGGGGAAAAGGUGACGGAGAUGCUGGUCAACGUCUUGAGUAUCUGCUCUGAUGACGAACUCAUGAAUGAUGGCGAUGAGAUCUUCGAUGCAAGUGCAGCUGCAGCCAGGAAGGAGGUGAUUAAGAACAAAAUCCGUGCCAUCGGGAAGAUGGCCAAAAUGUUUUCUGUUCUACGGGAGGAGAGUGAGAACGUGUUGACCCUGAAGGGGCUGACCCCCACAGGUAUGCUGCCAAGCGGAGUGCUUUCAGGGGGUAAACAGACUCUGCAGAGCGCUACCAUUGAGGCCAUAGAAGCCAUCGAGACAGUUAAGGAUGCCGAAGCCAUCCGAGGCUUCUCCCCGCAGCAUCGGAUCAGCAGUUUUGAGGAGGCCAAAGGUCUGGACCGAAUCAACGAGAGAAUGCCGCCGCGGCGUGAUGCCAUCAACAGUGUGGGCCUGUCGAUGGGCCGCAUGAAUAUGGGAGAGCCCAAUGGGACGGAUAGCAACAGCAAUAUACAGUGAUUGGAUGCGUACUGUCACACGGCCAGACGCAGUUACUGCGGUUUCAACCCUCGUAUAGCGCCAUCCUGAACGAUAAUCUGUACAUAGCCAGACUCGAUACGCAAAAGCAUUACACACAAACGCAUAUUUCACACAUACAAACAUACGCACACUCAUAUGAUUACCGGUAUCUACUCCUUGUUUUUCGCUGUACGUUAAGGCUUGAGUGUGGCCGGACUUUAGGAAGUCUUCUCUAUUCAGAGAACUACCACUCCCUUGUACCCGCGGCAAGAAAGAGGAAAGAAACUACAAAAUGAGCAGAACGAGAGAGGCUACUAUUCACUGUGCAUGUCGGCGAUCACCAGUGCGUGGACAGCGUCAGCGUCAUGCAGCCGCGUCGAUGGAAUGAGUCGCGUUGACGAGGAGCGAGUGGGGUCAAGGUGCGGCCAUCGGAAGCUUCAGAGAGUCUUGUUCCUGUUUGCAGCAAAACGCGAGAAGUGGAACCAAAUGUAUAAAAAGUGAUGUUUUUAUGGGACGGAUGAUAUGCUUUAACAGUGUCCAUGCAUUUAUAUUUGACAAAUGUGCCGUUCGUCACCAAGAUAGAGGUG